UGCGUGCGACGCAUUUAGAUACAACGAAUGAACGCAAUAUUCCAAAUACUAUCCCGAUCAUACUCUGCAAAGCUCCACAACCGAAGAGUCCACCGUUCCUUUGAUGCAUCAAUGACAAUCAGGCCUGCAGCAAUGCACGAAGCACAUCAGCCCACCCCCAGCGCCCACCUUCCGACACCCGUCCAUCAAGCCCCAAGUAAACCUUCCACAGCCCAGACAUGUCUGACACCACUCCAGCAAAUCACCAGCGUCUGAAGCACCGAUUGCACCACACCACCGCUCAAACGGCACGGCAAAUAUUGGGUGGAGAUCAUUCGGGUGCAGUCGGCGAUGGUGCGAGCGGGGUCGUCCUGCGAAAGGCUAUGAUUGGAUAUGAUGGCGAAAUUUUUAUCAGAUCAUCAGAUAAGAUGCUGGUGACUGUGAGGACCGAUGUCGCGGUUGUGCUGAUUGGGUGGUUUGGAGGUGCGAAUGUGGCAGGAGGGCGCGAUGGGGGGUUGGGCGGCGCAAAUUGCAGUUUGGGGUACGUAAGACAUUGCUCAUUUUGUUGCUCGUUUGAGGGCGCGUACUUUGAAGCUUGGACGGGACGGGGCGGUUAUGUAUUCUUCCACACCACCUUAAUCAGUGAUGUUUGCUUAUUGACGAUUGCAGCUCAACAUGUUCAGAACAGUAGGAACUUGCUGUCGCGUCGCAGCAUUUAAAGUAUAGAAGAUCAACUGAUUGCUUGGGUGAAUUAGAAUGUGGCCGCGGCGUGCUGCUAACGUUCAUGCUGCUCGCUAAUGCAUCCUCCCGUCUUCUCUUCACCCCGCUUCGUGAAAUCAAGCAUGCAGCUGAGCUGUCGAGAUUCUGAGCCCACAUC
Molecule: messenger RNA, 856 nt
Organism: Macroventuria anomochaeta
Lineage: Eukaryota; Fungi; Ascomycota; Dothideomycetes; Pleosporales; Didymellaceae
Exons: 1
Coding region: 219-698 (159 amino acids)
Source: RefSeq, a predicted model, not a curated record